AUGCCUGACAAUGGAAGAGGUCGUCGGAAGUUGCUUGUCCAGAGUAGGUGGAACGGGAGAGACAAGUUGUACCAGCCGCAUCCGGCUGGGAAGGGCAAGAUCUGUGUCGGUGCGUUGAAUGGCCCUGGGGACUUCGUCAGCUCGUUCGUAGUGGACGAGAAGCAUAGGACGGUGAUAAGCUGUGAUCGUCACGGGGGUAUAACCGUCACCGCCAUCGAGACAGACCGCGUAUUAUGGCGCCUUCCUGGAACUAACGCUGCGGGCUAUGGCGACUGUCAGUUCUCGGAUGGGUUCCUCACCUUCCUGUCUUCGAACCCGCGUUGUAUUGAGGUUUGGCGGCGGUCCGGGGACUCUCAGAGCACGUUUAGUGGAGAUGACGCGGUGAAGACUCCUGUUCUGGACCCAUCCGCUGCUCCUUCUCAUGAGCAACUCGACAAUUCUAUAUCUGCAAGUGCGCUGGCUGUCUACUCGGAAAAACCACCGUCUGCCCGAGAUGCCGAGGCACCACCAUAUCUCAUCCUAUUGCUUGUCAUACCCGCUGCUUGCGGCGGCAUCCUAUGA
Molecule: messenger RNA, 561 nt
Organism: Gloeophyllum trabeum ATCC 11539
Lineage: Eukaryota; Fungi; Basidiomycota; Agaricomycetes; Gloeophyllales; Gloeophyllaceae
Exons: 3
Coding region: 1-561 (186 amino acids)
Molecular function (GO): protein binding
Source: RefSeq, a predicted model, not a curated record